Messenger RNA from Paramecium sonneborni, 691 nucleotides. The record is from the annotation of a GenBank genome assembly. Lineage: Eukaryota; Ciliophora; Oligohymenophorea; Peniculida; Parameciidae.
AUGGGUACUUGUAGUUAAAGAAACAAUGAGGAGAAUGCAAAGACAAAAGAAAGAACAUUGAUGAAAUUAGUAGGUUAUUUUUACAGUAUCCCUAUGCAACAACAUCCAGACAUAGAUAGCUUAGUAAUUACAAAGUUGGAAAGACAAAAAAUAAUUUCAAGAGGAUUAAGUAAGAAUCUGAUUGAAGAAAUUGUAUUCUUUUUAAAUUCUCGGAAGAUUAGGAAUACUGAAUAAGACGAUUUACUUGAACAUUUUAAUUAUGUAUACAACUAAUCUUUUAAGAAAUUGAAUAACUUUACUACCAACCUGGGGAAAAUGAUAUUGAUUGUAAAGUUUUAUAAUAAUGAUAUCUAAGACAUCGCUCGAAGUUUUGUUGUGUUAUAAGUCUCUAGAAAUGGGAGAGUUAACUCCAGUAGAUGUUUGGUGGGUAGAAGAUCAUUUUUUAUGGAGAUAUUGCCAAUUAAAAGAUCAGUACAAAGUAGAAUAUGACAAUUUUUUGGAUUUCAAUUAUUUGAUAAAGUUUUUAUAUCUACUCAAAGAGUGCACAAGAAUUGAAUUGAAAAAAGAGAAUUUGGAAUUGAAUUUGCUAAUUGGUUCAAUUAAAACAGAACAUCAGUAAUAGGAAUUUCCAAACACAGCUAGAACUGUUGAUAGUUUUCGACCAUAACAAAGAAGAUAAGAUACAUUUUGA